AUGCGACAAGUGGCGUCUUCGUGCCCCCGUAAAAGCCCCAAUGCCGAGCUUCUGCCCAUUAGGGACGUCAGACCACCACACAGUGCAUCUCUGACUGAUGAGCCGUCGAUGCUCAAAUCAGUACCAGAUGUCCAGUUUACUGCUGAAGGCCUGCGUGUUACACUUAAGGCUGCUCAGGAACUGUCAGCAUUUCUUCUGCAAGAGUGCGAGUUCAACUCGUUGUCCACAAUUCUCAAAAACAAGGCCUCCAUUCCUGGUGAACUUCAAAACGGCACGAGUGCAAGAAACAAAACCGUGAUGAUUGCGGCAUUCCCGUACAUGGACAAGGCGGUGUUUGCGUGGUUUUGUGAACAGCAUGCCAACAAGGUGCCUUUAUCUGGCAGGAUCCUGCAACAGAAGGUGCUGGACUUCGCUUCUCGCCACGCCAUCGUGGCCAAAGUCAUCUCCGGGGAGGCAGCAGCCGUCAACUCGGUGACAACGUCGUCGCGGCUGCUGAGCAACAAAGAACUGCUCAGCCAGUACAAGCCCUCGGACAUAUAUAAUGCCAAUGAAACGGCACUGUUUUAUGAAAUGCUGCCAUCCAAGACCUUGAACUUUAAAAGCCAGAAGUGCCACGGUGGCAAGCACAGCAAGCGGAGCAAGAAGCCCCGCUGUUUCAAGGGGAAUCGCAGGCUGCCAGUAAGCUACACCGCGAACUUCAUGUCAUGGGUGAUGCGAACUAUUUUUAGCAGCUGGCUCCAGUUCUUCGAUGCCGACAUGCGGAAGGCAAACCGGUCCGUCUGCCUUCUUCUCGACAACUGUAGCGCCCAUCACGUCGACGUGCGUUUUGGAAACGUGUGCCUGGUGUUCUUUCCACCAAAGUGCACUUCGGUGCUGCUGCCCUUUGAUCAGGGUGGUAUUCCAGCGUGA
This is a messenger RNA of Rhipicephalus microplus (southern cattle tick), 909 nucleotides long. RefSeq names its product tigger transposable element-derived protein 6. The record is from RefSeq and is a predicted model, not a curated record. Gene Ontology annotation, cellular component: nucleus. NCBI's taxonomy places the organism in Eukaryota, Metazoa, Arthropoda, Arachnida, Ixodida, Ixodidae. Gene Ontology annotation, molecular function: DNA binding.